AUGAUCAUGAAUCUGUCGCCAUCAUCAGAACCAGAGCACGUCAUUGACAUCUUCAUCUGUCGACUGAAGCUUUUUCCAGGGCGUGUCACACUCUCAGCCUUCGCGGUCCUGCUCACAAGACUAAAAGCAGAACUAAGAGAGGUUUUGAAAUUCCCUGGGCUUUCCACUUUGAAAACUGUCGAUAAUGGUAUAUCCGAGAUUCGAACUGAUCCAGAUGGUCCUGCUACCGUGUUACAACCAAUCACAGCGAGCCUGAUGUUGCACAUGCUCAGACUUAGCAGCCAAUCAGAGCGCGCCACGAGAGUCAUUGAGGAAACACGAAGGAUUAAGCUCAAGAUCGACAUGUAUCUCCUUGCAAGAACGUUGGCAGCAGUGACCUUAGGGAGUGUGAUGUCAGGCGUUCACAGCGACACCUUCUACGCGCCAGACAGCGACUUCCUCUCCGCGCUGUACCUCUCUUCGCUAGACUUCAGUGACGUCGCCCCCCUCCAGCGCCGGAGUCUGCUGAUGUCAGAGCACUACGAGGACACCAACAGCACCGCCUUCAUCCCCAAGCCGAGGAAGAGAAGGACGAUUCGACUUCAUCCCUUGGGACUCGCGGGAGAUGUCGAAUACCGAUUCAACAUCCCGCUCGCCCCGAUCUACAACUCCACCGUGCUACUCCUGCAGAUACAGUCGGGUUACUCCGGGAAGGCGACCGGGGUUGUCGACACCGGGAAGUCCUGGGAUUAUCUGAAGCCCUUCUUGGAUAACGCCGAGGCUGUUGUGUCUCUAUUUGGCCUAAACGGGGGCGCGUGUCUCCGGCGGGCGGUGUGUGAAGUCGCUUCGGCGCCCUCGAUCCGCCCCACGGUUCAUCGGCGAGGUUCUUCAGAUCUUCGUCAGAGACUUGUUAAAGGCCGAAUACCGGCUGAAGAACUUGGAGAAGGUCGACGAAAAUACGGAGAAAUCCCUACACGGAAAAUACAUGGAAGCGGGAAGAUUCGGCAGAGAGAACGGCGACUGCCAGAGGGCCUUCCCCGAAUGCGGUGCAUCUUUUGUUGAGGGACUGAUGGACCUUUGAACAUCGCGGGAAUGUUUGUUUGAUGUAAGAAUGACAGACGCAAGGGCAUACAAAGAGACAGAUGGAAGGGGAGAGGGUGAGAGAGAAAGAGAAAGAUAGAGAGAAAUAGAAAGAGAGCGAGAGAAACAGAUUGAGAAAGAGAGGGAGAGAGAGAGAGAUACAGAGACAGAGACAGAUAGAGAGGAAGAGAAAGAGAGAGAACGAAAAACAGAGAGAAAGAAAAAGUACUUUGUAUAACAAUGGGAGUCGUAUUUCUCUUUCUUAAGAUGUUUUGUGAAGCUUAUGUUGUGGUGGUUAGAGCUGUUACUUUCUGGAUGUCAAUAAGGGCAUUUUCUUUAAGCAUAUUUCACGUAAUGCAAGACCUUACGCCUCGUACAUAACUGUGGUAUAAGUAUCAUAAGCAAUUUAUUGGUCUGUCUGCCUACUAUUUAUCUGUGUUCCCAUCUUGUUUAUCAGUAUACAAG
Molecule: messenger RNA, 1524 nt
Organism: Penaeus vannamei (Pacific white shrimp)
Lineage: Eukaryota; Metazoa; Arthropoda; Malacostraca; Decapoda; Penaeidae
Source: RefSeq, a predicted model, not a curated record